AUGAUCUUUAAGGGUCUCUUCCCAAGGAGCUUAAAUCUCGCUAGAAAUUACUUGAGUGGUUCUAUACCUUCAGAAUGGAGAGUCUUACCGCUUGUCAACAUCACCGUUCUUGGAAACCGCUUAACUGGUCCAAUUCGUAAUGAGAUUGGAAACAUUAUCACUCUCAAAAGACUUUGUCUUGGAAAAUAACAUGCUUUAUAAACUCUUAUCCCAGAGCUUGGGCGACACUCAAACCUUAGACGACUCUUUCUGAGGUCAAACAAAUUCAGGGGAAAGAUUCCAUCUACAUUCUCAAAAUUGACCAGCAUGAGAGUUUUUCAACAGCCGUAUAAGUGACAAUCAGUUUAGAGGAAACCUUCCAAAUUUCAUUUAGAACUGGAUAGAGCUUGAGAGUCUGUAAGUUCUUUUUUAACAGAUUACACUCUUUGUUGUUUUAAUUAACUUUUAAAAUGCUGAAAUGCUAAUGAUGAUGUAUGUGUGCCUCAGGGUUCUUUAUGAAAGUGGGUUAUCUGGGUAUAUACAUGUGUCAAUAACUCAUCUCAUAAAGUUGAAAGAUUUGUAAGUAGUCUAUAUGUGUAGUGUUUAUCAUAUUUAUCGAGAAUAAGGUUUUGAAUGACUCAGCCCAAUAUAAUUUUCAGAAUGACUCAGCCCAAUAUAAUUUUCAGAAUGAACGCUAAAAACACUCUGCCCUCUCCUAUUACUCUCACUUCCUUAUUUAUACAAAGUUGUAUGAAGUUGCAUGAGGUUGCAUAAGUUGUUGUAGACGUGUCCUAUUUUUGAGAUUGCGAUAGAUGAGUAAUCCUUUGUUGAUUGAAGUCUUUGUCUUGUUAUAGUCUUGAAGUCUUCAUUUCUUGGUCUUGAAGUCUUGUAUUGAUAGUUGAGCUGUUGCAUAAUUGGGUUUUUGUCUUUAUCUUGUCUUGAAAAUUGGAGUCUUGAUGGAGUCGGUGGAAGAGGUUGCUUCUUUCUUCUACAAAAUUAUAUACUAAAUAUAUAUGUAGUUAUAUUACAAGCAUGAUUUAAAACUAUUUAAAAGAGUUG
This is a messenger RNA of Camelina sativa (false flax), 1038 nucleotides long. The record is from RefSeq and is a predicted model, not a curated record. NCBI's taxonomy places the organism in Eukaryota, Viridiplantae, Streptophyta, Magnoliopsida, Brassicales, Brassicaceae.